CCCAGAAUUCCACGCUUAGCUUCCUCGCUCUCCUCUUUCUCACUCACUGACUCCCUUCUUUGCUUUUCUUUUUUGCCUUUGUCCUCUCUCUCUAAAUACCCUUCCUUCCUAGUCAACCUCAUGUCCCCCUCCCUCACUUUGUCCCAUAUUAAACCAACAACCCUUAGCUUUCGAUCUCAUUCAUUUUCUCUCUCCCCAUAUGCUAUGGCUACUAGUGAGAGAGAGAGAGAGAGAGAGAGUGAUCAAUCCCCAUCUCUAAAUGUCUCAGACACACACCCACACUCACUAGUUUCAGCUUCAACUAACUACUCACUUUCAACAAUGGGCUCUACUUCAAACCUCACCCUUCACUUCUUUCUUUCUUAGCCAUAUAUAAGCCUUGUCUACUUUUCAUUUCAACUAGCUAGGUAUUACCAUUUUCUGGGCCACGGGCCACCUUCACAUCAGUACUCACUACCCUUUUUAUAUUCUCAACUUCUUCAACUCAUCCCAUUCUGCCACUCCACCAUUUCAAUUUCCAUUUCCAAAGCCACCACCAAACACAAACCCAUCAAACCCACUUUUCCUUUCCAUUCCCCCUAAUUAUUGCACCGCAUUGUUUUUAGAUGAUAUAUAUAUAGAGCUACUACCUUCAUUCUUCUGCUUAUUAUAAGCCUUUUCCAUCGAACCCUAGCUAGCUAGCUAGAUUUUGGUCUUUAGUAAGUCAAUAAGAAGCCAACAGCAAUGUGGAUGGUUGGUUACAAUGAAGGAGGUGAGUUCAACAUGGCCGAUUAUGGAUUCAAUGGAAGGAAACUCAGGCCUCUCAUGCCAAGGCCAGUCACUUCUCCUAACAAUACUUCAAACGCUAACUCUCCAUACUUGACCCGCAUUCAUCAUGGCAACGAUUUCUUUUCACAGUAUCACAAUCUUGCAUCAGUGGCAGAUCAGGGAAAGAGAGAGUUCAACCCUCCACCAGUAGUGGUGAGUUCAAGGUGGAAUCCAACCCCAGAGCAACUGAGAGCAUUGGAGGAAUUGUAUAGAAGAGGGACAAGAACACCAUCUGCGGAGCAAAUCCAACAAAUCACGGCACAGCUUAGGAGGUUUGGAAAAAUUGAAGGGAAGAAUGUCUUCUAUUGGUUUCAGAAUCACAAAGCAAGAGAAAGACAGAAACGCCGCCGUCAAAUGGAGUCAGUUGUAGCUGAGGGUCAUCACACCCGUGACUUUGAUAGUACUCUUGAAAAGAAAGACUUCGGCGCAAGUAGGACAGUGCUUGAAGUUGAACAGACCAAGAACUGGGCACCCUCUACAAACUGCAGUACUCUUGCAGAGGAAUCUGUUACAAUACAAAGGGCAGCAAAAGCAGCCAUUGCAGAGUGUAGAACAGAUGGAUGGCUCCAAUUCGAUGAAGGAGAGUUACAACAUAGAAGAAACUUUAUGGAGAGGAAUGCCACGUGGCAUAUGAUGCAGUUACCUUGUCCUCCCCCUCCUACAGUUUCACCCCACCUCAUAAACACACCAUCUCCUACUACUAGCAUGGCCCCCGCAACCACAGUAACAGCAAGACUAAUGGACCCAAAGCUCAUUAAGACUCAUGAUCUCAGCUUCUUUAUUUCACCUAACACUAACAGAGAAAACGGUAUUAUCCACUUAAGCAGUAUCAGCACCCAGGAUCAUAAUAAUUCUGUGGAAUCUCAAACCCUUCAACUUUUUCCAAUAAGGAACAACGCGGAUGAAAGCAGCUGUGAUAACAUCAACCACCAAAAAGAGACAGAGGUAUCCGUUUCAGCAAUGAAUGCACCCAGCCAGUUUUUUGAGUUCCUUCCAUUGAAGAACUGAAACUGAUUAGAAAACAAAAAGAAAAACUUGCUGUGUAUGUAAAAUUAUGGGACUGCGUCUAGAUACUGUAUUUUGUUAGAAAAUAGCACUGUUUUUAUUGUUGUUGAUGUUAUGUUUCAAGGAAUUGGUGCUGUAAUAGGACACUGAGUUUGAAUGAGGUAUUUUACCUUAAAAUACAUUUGGACUAUGUUGGUUGAAUCAAAAACAGUAUUUAUGUCUAA
Glycine soja is the source of this 2036-nucleotide messenger RNA. RefSeq names its product WUSCHEL-related homeobox 1-like. The record is from RefSeq and is a predicted model, not a curated record. Gene Ontology annotation, biological process: plant organ development. The coding region runs from base 724 to 1815 and encodes 363 amino acids. Gene Ontology annotation, molecular function: DNA-binding transcription factor activity; DNA binding. NCBI's taxonomy places the organism in Eukaryota, Viridiplantae, Streptophyta, Magnoliopsida, Fabales, Fabaceae. The transcript has 4 exons.